AUGUGGAGGACUAUGCAUGGCAGAGGCGAGGACGCGCAGGUCGGCGGCAAGGCGACGCGGCACCCUUUAACGCCAGGCAACCCUACCGUGUCACUGGUGCCUGGGGCCGGCGCUGACGGCGAUGCUCCGCCGUCGGGCAGCGAUCGAGGGGCAGAUCCGUACACGGGAAGCUUGGAAGAGCUGGUCCGGCUGCUGCGCAUCUACGCCGCGCACCGUGGCGUGCGGGUGAAUCACACGUACGACACACUUCCGGCGGGCAUCGCUGCAGCUGCAGGCCUCACGGACAGUGGCAACAACUCACAGAGAGAUGCGGGAGCCAGAGUCGCUGGUCUGCAGCUUCCCGGGGUGGAGCUGCUGCAUGGGCUGUACGGCGACGGCGGUGAGGCAGGUGGUCACCUCUCCGCCAACUGGGUCUUGGAUGAGCCUGAGAUGAUCACGGCGGAGCAGGAGACGUACGUAGAGCGGUACCUGGUUCCCACACAGGCCGAGGUGGAGCUCACGCCACUGCGCGUCAUCUCAUCUUAUUAUAGCAUGCAGGGAAGCCGCAGCCUCCACCGCAUGGCUGCGGACACGGAGAAGGCGAUGAACGGUGACGGCUACGCGAAAUAUAUCCAACGCUCACGUACGUUCUACGACGUCUCGCACGCAGCACGUCGCGGCUACGGCCAGGAGGGUAGCAUCUUUGUUGCCGUUCCUUUUACGCUCACUGAUAUCACGGCUGCAAUGGUGGACACAAUCCGUCGUCGAGCGUCCACCGUGGAGACUUCGUCGCAGGCCCAGCAGCCCGCCUCGAGCUCGCCGCUGGAGGCAAGGGACGACGGCUUCCAUGAGUUGCGGUUCACAGCCGCGCGCUGCGCCAUGACGGUGGAGUCACUUUUCCGCCAAGCCCACCGCGGCGUCGCGGUGACGGUCGGGACGCUUGAUGUGGUCACCGUGAGCGGUGUCUCCUCGGCGGCGGAGCUCGAUUUCUCAAAGCCUUCCAACGUGACCUUUCCCCUUCGCGCAGAGGACAGAGCCGGUCUUCCGCACACGCGGCGCUACAGCCGCAUCACCUGCGAGCCCCCCGACUUUGCCAGCGGCUGGGACGACGCCAGCUACGGAUUUCGCUGGAAGGACAACCUGCGCCGCCGCCGCGUGGUGGUGCCCCUGACACAGCUGGACGCCGCGUCCGCGGCUCAAGCGGAUCUGCCACAUGUCGACGGCGCAGCGGCGGCACUGGAGAGGUAUUUUGCCUUUCCCUACGUGGGGAACUACGCCACGCUGCAGCUCUAUCGGGGCGAAUCGUACGUGUUCUUCCUGCGCACUGGCUCUCUGGCUCUCCCAAACUGGGACCUGAAACUUCGCCUACUGUACCUGCGCACCCCGGCCCGGAAUCGUGCGGUGCUGAGUAGCCGCCCAACACCACGCGUGGCAUGGACGGCGCUCGCGGCCUCCGUCGCAAAGAUGUGGGACACAGAACCGUUCCUGCGGCUGUCGCUGGCGACGGCGUCGCGGCAGCGCAACGGCGAGGACGCGACGGGCGACGACAUGGCCGUCGUCGCCACCGCGCCACCUCCUGACAAGAUGGGCAGCCGUCUUUUGGCCGCGCUACCGGCGGACGUGUCGUCGUGGCUGAUCGCGGCGCGGACGGAAGCGGAGCUUGUGCUGUGGCUGGUGACGCCGAGCUGGCUGUGGCCCACAAUGGUAGAAACUCUGGCAGCUGUGCGCCAGCUCGCCGCUUCGCCGGAUUCACCGCCACCAGCGACCGCGUCCUCUGCACUGCGUCUGCUGUUCGCCAGCGAUGCCGUGCGUGGCGUUCUCGGCGACGGGCUGUCGACUCUGAUGCAGGCGGACUUGAAUACUGUCCAGGUGGACCCCGUGAGGCGCUCUGAAGGCGCCGCUGCCGCGGCAGCAUCCCCGCGUGGGCAACGCGUCGUGAAUCUGCGCGGUGGCAAGAGCCCUACAACGAACAACACAUCACAGGCUGUUCUGUCUGCCAGCCUCACAGCCUCUGAGGUAUACGAGCUGUUGUUCCUGGCCGAGAAGCGGCCGCCGAUGCAGGAGCAGCCGGUCGUCCGCAUGCCGCAAUCAGAGUCGACGAUAAAGUGGGUGCCGUCUAGCGACUCGGGCGCUGCGGCCGAGCGACUCUGUGGGGAGGCGACGUCCGAGGCACCGUACUACUCGGUUGCCGACAAGGCACUGCUGAAGCGCUCCUUCGAGUACUGCUGGCUGAAGAGGCACAGGAAGGCCGUGCGGCAGCGGCUGAACCGCCUCGUACACGCCACCACGGCAGCGACAGUGCUGAAGGCGACCCCAGGCACGAAGGCGUCUGCCGCCGGGGCGGCGGCGGCAGCGAAGUGCAGCAGAAAGAGAGGCUUCGUGGAGGCGGAGGUGGUGCCGCGCUCGAGCGUGUGCUUGGCGGACAUGCGCUACCUGGAGCCGAUGGAGACGACAUGGCUCGCGGGCGCCGGCGGAGGCACAUUGGGCGAUGGUGACAGCGCCGACCGAGAAUGGCACGCGGCCGAUCUGCGCUCGCCACGACAAGAGAAUUCCUGGUUUACGUCCGCGGUGAAUGCGGGCAAGGUUCACGGGGUGGCGACUGCUGCGUCGCUUGUCUCACAAGCCGCUGAUGGCACCGAAGAGCCGCAGCUGAACUCGCCGCGGUCACCGAAGGACGCGGCUUCGACCCCCGUUGAGCCGACGCCGUACGUGCUCCAGGCUGUUGCGUCGUCCGAUCUCCUGUUCGGCCCUGCAGAAGUCUUCUUUGAGUUCGAUACGGAGCACCAGCUGCGUACUGGAGCGCGCAGCCUCUCGGAGCAGCUCGCCGAGCGCCGCCUCCAUCGUCAAGGGCUAACAGCGACGGCUGCGCACGCACGUGUGCCCGAGGCCGUCGAACUUGAUCCCUCUCUGCAGUUUAUGGACAGCGACCUCGAGGAUGUGUACAUGACGCAAGCGCUCUGGACGCGAGGGUGGAACAUCUUUGGGCUGACGGAGCCGGUGGCCGUAGGCACCGGCGAGGAGGAGCUGUCCAGCUCCGCGUCUGCGACAGCGCCUACCUCAUCUUCCGCGAGAGAUGAUGGACCAUGCACAGUCGACGAGGCGGCCGACGGCGUGCCGUCCGAGCUGAGUAACGCGCGCACCUUCACACAGGACAAGUUCUGGGCUUUGGUGAUGGCCCACCGCGAUGCGGGUACGCUGCUUGGUGCCACUGCCGCGAGGAACCACUCAUCUACGCCGCCGGGGAGCUCGCCGCCGCUCUAUCCCUUACGUAGAACUAUGAAGGAGUGGGAGCUGUUCGCUGACAUGCAGUUGACAACCCUCCGUGACGCGCUGCGCUCGCCGUAA
This is a messenger RNA of Leishmania major strain Friedlin, 3324 nucleotides long. RefSeq lists its product as hypothetical. Lineage: Eukaryota; Euglenozoa; Kinetoplastea; Trypanosomatida; Trypanosomatidae. The record is from RefSeq and is a predicted model, not a curated record. The transcript has a single exon. Bases 1 to 3324 code for a protein of 1107 amino acids.